CACUGUACAGUGCAGGGCCACGACCCAAUCAACAGCGCCCACCUCACCUCAAACAGCCCGACAGUCCACCACAUCGAGUCCACCGUCGCCGAACGAACCCCAACGUCCGCGCCAACGCCAGCGCCAGCGCCAACGGCUUCACCAGGACGGAGCUUGUUCGCUGCCAAAAGCUACUCCCGGAUACUCCUCUCCACACUCACACAAAAAGAAAUCCGCUGCUGCACCUCACCCUCACCCUUCCCCGUAUCGACCUAUCAACCUUACCUUACCCCAAGGUCCCCAAGAUACCCCGAAAGGUACACACGGUACAAAGUACACGGCACACCAACAAACUUUUGGCAGCGCCACGCAUGUACAAACAGCUGUCGCUCAGGUCCAGACACGCAUAUACACACUCCCGAUAAAUCACCCGGUGAUCACGCGCGGCGAAGCAGAGUAAUCGUCGCCUGUCACCUCUCGAUCUGACAGCAGCACCGGAUCGUCACCUUCCCCCAUCCCACAGCCUUUCGCACAGCAGACCAACAGGCCAACCCGUCGCCGGCAUUUUCCCAUCAGGGUAUCCAAGACAUACGACGCACAGCCCUUGGGCACUAGUUCGCGGGUCGACCAUGAGCUUGAGCUUCCCCUAAGCCGUGUGCGACAUUGUGAAUCACCGCGCACGCCUGCUCCCGACUUGGACGGCCCUUUCCGCCGUCGGAAGACACUUUCGAAAGUUCGCACUCUCUGUGUCAAUACAACCCAUCCUUCCGAGCCCUCCGAGCCCUCCGGCAUCCCUUGCUUUCUCGCCUUGGCACUCGAAAUCAAACCCGCAAACCACAUCCGCAAACCACCUCCCAUCAUGGCCUUCACAUCUCAGUAUCAUAUGCCGGGCGCCUACUUUGACGCACAGCCCGGCGGUGUCCACCCAGGCGUCUUCCGCCCCCCGACCUCUCCCUCCACUGGCUCCUCCUACUGCUUCGCGAGAGCCAACAGCUACCAGUCCGAAGCAAGAACGCCACUGGCCCUUCCAAAACGUAAACGCCGAAACGAUGCCUCGCGCGAGGCCACGCCGCUGCAAGAAUGGUCCGACGGGAACAUGAACCUCGACAGCUCGAACGAACUACCCUCCCACGAGACCCCCUUGCCUAUCCGGGGAGCCCGCUACACCCUGGCCGGCCACCUCGAGACCCCGGGCGCAGCCUCGCACACGCCUUUUGAUAACGGCACGCUCGACGAGAGCAUGUACUCGGACACUGACUACCGCAAGGCACUGGGGUCGAAGCGACCCCACGAGGAGAUGGACUCCCCUGUGCCCGGCCAGCCCACCAUGCUGGUUCAGCCUAGUCAACCCGUCUCGGGAGGCUGGGGCCGCUUUGCGUUCAGCACCAUCGGCGGUGUCGUCGGUAAAGUCUGGGAAUUUUGCAAGACCGGGGCCUUCAGAGGAUUUUCUGCCGGAGGCGGCAAGGCUUACACCAUCGACGGUCAAACUCUUCCUGAGCCUGCACCUGCUUCAUCAACAGGACUUGCUUCCGAGCCCGAGCCUCAGCCCCAAGCAGAACCAUCCGAGAAAAUGGAUGAGAAGUCGAAUGGCUGGGCGCAGGAAAAUGGGCCGCACCUGGACGUACCGACUCCCGACGACAGCACAGUGCCGGGCGGUUUCCCCCGUCCAGAAUACACAUUCCACGCCCACGAGACACCAAACCCGUUUGCCUUCACUCCCGAAUCCACGCCGUCGCGGCCCGCCGUGAAACGCAGGCAGACGAGCGCCGGGAAUCAUGAUGAGCUGCGCAACUGGGUUGUUGUGGACGAUUCGGGAGCUGGUGCCAGACCGGUGUCGAGGGCAUCAAUGCGGCCGUUGUCUCGCAACACGCGCCCAUCCAUGGUGACCGGCCGAAGGAUUAGUGUUCCAAAGCCCCGUCUCAGCUCGAUCCCGAUCCAUAACCGUCGACAAUCUGCGAACCGCGACGAUCUGCCGGCCGACACCGCUCCGUUGUCGUACCGAGAGCCCGCGAGCUUCGCCAAUGUCCGAUCGCCGGAGCCGCCCAGAUCCCUGACCGGUCCAUCGCCUAGUCGGCUCCCGCUCCCCACCCAAUCGGCCGGCUCGAGCCCGAACCCUUUUGCGAAAACGAGCACCUCUGCCCGGCGACAAAGCGGCAUCCCUUCACCCGCGGCACAGUCGGCUUUCAGCCCCCCGGUGCGGUCCCACCGCCGCUCCAACAGUAACGCCUCGGCCGCAUCGCCUCGCGGCAAGCUCAAGGAGUUUGGCGUGGGCUCCAUCCGGGAAAGCCCACGGCUGGACGCCGAAGCCAAGAGGCUGGCGGCGCGGAGAGCCAAGGAUGAACACGACACGGACGCUCGGAUUAAUGAUUUCAACCAACGACUGAAGGAGAUGAUCCGCCAAGGUAGGGAGGCACUGGGCACCAAAAUCGAGGUGGAUGGUGACAUUGGUGGUUGGGAGGACGAUUGAUUGAGCUUUCAUUCUGGUCUUCAUCUGUCUUUUGUGGCGGUUUUUUCUUUUUUUUACACCCACUCCGGGCUGGGUUUGCUGGCGGCAAGGAGUUCACAAAUGUUUUUUUUUUCGCGCGUGAUACCAUCGUCCGCCAUAUAACAUGUGCGCACUCUAGGGCAGCGAGCUUGCUUCUCUUGCCACGGCUCCCGAAAGCUUGGUAUGCGGCAUUUGUCACUUUGACAGCCCUCGUCUCCUAUGCAGCAGUUGGGAGGCAAGUCGAUCAAUACCCGAAUCCAAAAAGAUUCCCCAUUGCUAUCCCAGGGCUUAACUGAUGCUGUUCUCGUCUUGUAUCCUUCGUGUCUUGUGAGUUGUGACGUGACGUGAUGCGAAAGUGUGUUCGCCAAACACUUCCUCAGCGCCCUCACCUCUUCUAAACGUCAUGCUGCGAGAAAAGACUUCCUCUCUUGACUUGGCACUUCCUCGCG
Colletotrichum destructivum is the source of this 2913-nucleotide messenger RNA. RefSeq lists its product as uncharacterized. Lineage: Eukaryota; Fungi; Ascomycota; Sordariomycetes; Glomerellales; Glomerellaceae. The coding region runs from base 839 to 2446 and encodes 535 amino acids. The transcript has a single exon. The record is from RefSeq and is a predicted model, not a curated record.